Aspergillus uvarum CBS 121591 is the source of this 1042-nucleotide messenger RNA. RefSeq lists its product as uncharacterized. The transcript has a single exon. The coding region runs from base 93 to 731 and encodes 212 amino acids. The record is from RefSeq and is a predicted model, not a curated record. Lineage: Eukaryota; Fungi; Ascomycota; Eurotiomycetes; Eurotiales; Aspergillaceae.
CACGAAUAGUACGAGACUAGCAACAAUCAGGCGAAAAGCCUUGCAGCUGCAUAGCGAAACCCGCAUUCGCCGUCAGCAGGGAAGCAAGCACGAUGCACGUACCCGGACUGCUCUCGACUGAUCAUCAUUUAGAAGUGGAGAAGCCCACAGCUACAGAGAUGGAUUUGUUUUCGUGUGUGCUCCUACAUUUCUGUCCCGCUCCUCCCCAGCGUGGAUAUAAAUGUUUCCACGACCUCGAAAAUGAUAACCAGAAACAUCAUGUCAUUUCUCUAGUUCCAUCAGCAGCAGAGAUUCGCUCUUUUGCGACAGACCUAACAAGAAUGUCUCACUGGUCACCGGAAACGAUCAUCGCGCUCGUCACACUCAUUGCUACUGCUCCUUCCUCGUUACUCGUGUUCUGGGAUUUCUACGAUCGUCAUUAUCGCCGCCGUCACUUCUCUCCGCAGCCCCACCGCCUUGGUUUGUUGGACCCAUACUACUCUGGUUCCAUUUCUACCAACUUUAAGCUAAUUACCGGUAUGUGUCUUAUAGAUCCAGUUCCCGUUCACCCAAGGUCUCCCGACUCUCGUACACAGCAUGUCGCCCCGUCGGACUUGAUCGCGUAUCUACCACAUGACGCACAAUCUUAUUACCUUCGAGACAUUGAUGUACAAAUGGUUCGUUGUGGCUUCCUGUCUCUUAGUGGAUGCAGGAUUCAUGGACGGUCGGGAUUCAUGGAUGCUAACGGAUGAUGGUUGCAGCAUAUCCGGCAGUUGGGCGCGCAUGUUGAGCGUUCUUAGAAUCAGUCCUGGGAAUUGCAAUGUGUCGAGGAUGUGUCGAGGAGCGUGAAAAAUGGUGGAUUCCUCUAUCUAAUCGUAGAAUGACUUUGAGCGACCAAGACUGAGGUUUGAUUGGGGGGAGAGGGGAAGCCACUGAGUGAGGCGGUGCGCACUGUGCUUCAGGUUCUUUCACUACUGGUCCCUGUGGGCACCUUUCGUCAACGCGCUGGACUGCUGGUGCCGCGGCACUUUCUGCAGACCACGGCGGCCAAAGAGCUGACAGG